AUGUCGUACUUCAGCUCUCAAUUCUCUUCCUCUCCUGUCCUUACCAUGUCUCCCCAACACGCCCACCAGUCCAUGGGCAUGGCAAGCUUCGGACACCAUACACCAUCUCGAUUUGCACCUAUGCCAAGCCAGUUUGCUGCUGCUCAGCCUGUACGACCUGCUGCAGCUGGCAGAAAGCGUUCCCGGGAAGAGGCUUCCGACAAUCUUGAGCCUGAUUUGAAGAACCUGCCCGUCGAAGAACCUGAAGAAGAAUGGAUCUAUGGCCCUGGCAUGACCUUGGUCAAAAAGAGCAGCGGCUAUAUCACUGACGCGAGCAGCCAGUCUGGCACUUGGGUCGAGGAGAAGAAGGCUGCUGAGGCUGCCGCCAUCAAAGAGGCGCGCUCCUUGAUCAGGAACCCAAAACUGCAGCGCGUUUCUCCCACACUAUCGAGCGCACAUGCAGCUGGCAUAUCUACCCUCAAGUCAGAAACCAAGCCGGCUGUUGAGGGACCCAUUGUUGAUACUUUCACCCUGCACCUCGGCAUUGGCUGGCGAAAAAUCAGCCAAGAAGACCACAUACAGGCAGCUGCUCGUGGCUGGGCUCGAUAUAUCGAAAACCACUAUCCUGUUUCCAAUGCUCGAAUUCUAUUAGAGAGCAAUGGCCUCCAGUCAUAUCUUGUUGAAGCCACGGAAGGUUUCUUCCUCUUUGCCGAGAAUCUCCGCCAAGGUCAGCUUGUUAGCCAAACUGCUGAGGGCGCACUUCAAAAUCUUCAAUGCUCUCCUCCCAUCUUCGACGGGAUGGAGGUUCUUUCAGCAGCCGAAUCUCCUCGUCCAACCAACGCUGUCCCUGACAUGGACAUGCGAAUGGAAUGA
Molecule: messenger RNA, 852 nt
Organism: Fusarium sp. VM40
Lineage: Eukaryota; Fungi; Ascomycota; Sordariomycetes; Hypocreales; Nectriaceae
Source: the annotation of a GenBank genome assembly